AUGACAAUGGUACUAAGUCGAUCGUAUUUGAUAUUUAUAGUUUUGACUUCUCUAUUAGAAAUUAGCUUUAUGUUAAAAUGUUACGAUGAUAAUAGUUAUAAUAUUUCUGAUAAUCAAUAUCGUCCCCUGUUGAUAGACAAUUGUCAUUCGUGCAUGAUUUUUAUUGGACUAUUAUCAAUAACAACAACAAUAACAACAACAACAACUUUAUCAAUGACUGAAAAAGAAUCGAUAGUUUCUAUUGACGACGAUGAUCUUGACUAUUAUCGUAAUAAACGUUUCGUUGACUAUGUUAAUGAAAAUGUUCAUAUUUCUAAACGAAUAACACUCUAUCCAUUUUCAUCUAUUACACGAAGUAAUCAACAACAGCAGCAACACCGUUAUAUAUCGACUCGACGUUGUAUUAAAGAAGAAGAAUCACCCAUAUACGGUUAUGAUGAUAAAAAUUGCUUUUGUAAUACGGAUUAUUGUAAUACAAAUAUUGAACGUUGUAAACUUGAAAUAUCAUUCAAACCAAUGUUUCCGUGUUAUGAUGGUCUUACUAAUUCAUUGAAAAUACGUCAAAAAUGUUGUAGUUGUCAAAUACGUGUAAUAAAAACGACGUAUUAUGGAUCUAAUUUACAAUAUCAAUGUUUGACAUUUGGACAAAUUGAUAUUGACAAUAACAACGAUAGUGAACAACAAAGUUGUACAUGUCAAAAAGCAAUGUGCAAUGAAGAUUUUCAAACGUGCAAUCAUCAACGUCAAAAUUAUUCUUUUAGAAAAAAUAAACGAGUCGAAAAUCUUACAACAUCCACAAUAUCUUAUUUUAUAUCUAAUCCAUUUUGGAAUCGUUGGACAUCCAUACGAGAAGAAAAUUAUAAGAAUAAACAGUAUGAAGAAAGUGCAUCAACAACGACUACGAUUGUUCCAGAUUGGCAAAGAACUACAACUACAACUUCUAUAACUAGUACAUCUACAUAUUCGUUGAUAGUCAAUACGACUAGUUUAAAUACACCUCUAGAGACAACAGAAAAUAUGACCGUAAUGGAGUACAUGCUAGAAUCAACACCAUCAGAUUUAUAUAAUGAGACCGAUGGCAAAUUGAUGAUAAUUAGUUUGGAAAAUAGUACAUCAGCGAUUAUUGAACAACAACAACCCAUUGUCGAGGAGAUAGUGGAAGCCACGACACAAACUGUUUGGACUACUCAACAAACACUUCAGGAUGAUCAAAUAGUUAUGGAUUAUACGAAUGAUACCGAUCAAAAUAUGGUAUUUGAAAAAUUCAAUGAUAAUAAUCUUCCAUAUGAUGAAUCGAUAGAAGAAGUUACAAUUAAUAACGAUUUAUUCUUAACUAAUACUAUCUCAAACUUGAAUUCUUCACAACAGCAUAACGUCGAAAUUCUCGAUCACAUUUUACCUAUCUUAUUCAAUACAACAACAGAUUAUUCGACGAUCAUUAAUUAUUCAAAUACCAGUGAUUCAUCAUUGACAACAUUCGUUUUUCGUACUUCUCAAACAUCUUCCACUGUAAAACAACUUAUUGAAAAUACAUUUGUAUCUGUUCUACUUAAAAAUUUUACUCAAAAUUUUGAAAAUAGACUCGAAUCUCUCAAUAACAACAAAAGUUCAAUAUCUUCAAAUGACGUAAUGCAAUUAAAAGGCCGUUAUAGUUCAGGUUAUAUGAAAAUUUGUAGUCAUUUACUUUUGUUUUGGUGUGUUUUUAUCUUUCUUCUCGUUUAA
Molecule: messenger RNA, 1722 nt
Organism: Didymodactylos carnosus
Lineage: Eukaryota; Metazoa; Rotifera; Eurotatoria; Philodinida; Philodinidae
Source: the annotation of a GenBank genome assembly